CGCUAAUGGGAAGUCACGUGUGAUUACAGGCAGAGACAAGGGGAUUUCCUUGGGCCCAGUCGACGUGACGUUAUAGUAGACUUGCGACCAAUCGGAAGAGCGGAACGGGGGAAUUCCAGACUGGAAAGUGAGCUCCGGGAGAAUUGCAGCCUGAGUAGUUGGGGUUCGUUCGUGGUUAGGGGGUGUGUAUACUCGGUGCCAAGCCAGUCGGAUGGUUAGGGUUCACAUACAAAUGUAGGAUUUCUCAGGUUUUAAUUACGGCUUUGAAUACAGCAGACACAAUGAGAGAAGAGGGGCGGGCAGAGACUUCUUUUUUGUCUCAGCAACUUGGGACAACAAUUGAAGAUGUCAUGGAUCUUAUUAAUUCUGACAUGCCUGUAAUGCCCUCGACUUCUUCGACUUUGUUUGCUUGUGAAGAAACUCCUUCUGAUAUGCUCAGUACUGUAACUGUCUCACAUUGUGUGCCCCGUGAGCAAUGCCCAUCCACAUCCUGGGCCUCUCAGCGAGAAAGUCCAUAUCCAGAAUUAAAAAUCACAGAGCAACCAAAACAGAGGGGGAUGCGCUUCCGUUAUCAGUGUGAGGGGAGAUCAGCUGGAAGUAUACUUGGGACACAAAGCACAGAGCACAAUAAGACCCUUCCUGAGAUUGAGGUCAUCAACUGUGAUGGGCUUGAAAAAAUUUGUGUCACUGUGUGUCUUGUCUGGAAAGAUCCUCCUCAUCGUGUACACCCCCACGGCCUUGUGGGUAAAGACUGCCAUGACGGCAUCUGUCAAGUCACCCUGCAUCCUCAGAAUGACGUAGCAAAGCACAGUUUCAGCAAUCUUGGAAUUCAGUGUGUGCGAAAAAAGGAAAUUGACUCGUCAGUAAAUCAUCGUCUGAAAUUAAAUAUAGAUCCAUAUAAAGCUGGGAAAUGGCGCCUUCAUGAAGAAGUAGAUUUGAAUGUGGUCAGACUCUGCUUCCAGGCUUCCUGCACUGGGCCAGGGUUUCAGUAUGAAAUUGCCCCUGUACUUUCUGAGCCAAUAUAUGACAAGAAAUCUACAAAUACAUCAGAGCUGAAGAUUUCUCGCAUGAACAGAGAAUCUGGACGAUGCGAAGGGGGUGAAGAGGUGUAUAUCCUCUGUGAUAAGGUUCAGAAAGAAGAUAUCCUGGUUAUAUUCGCUGAAGAUGAUUGGGAGGCUCGUGCUGAUUUUUCACAGGCAGAUGUUCACAGGCAAAUAGCAAUUGUGCUGAAGACACCACCAUAUCAUGAUCUGCAUAUCACAGAACCAGCUUAUGUGAGUGUGUUUCUACAGAGAAUUACAGAUGGGAUACGCAGUGAAGGGAUUCCGUUUGUUUACAUGCCAAGAGUUAAAGAUCCCAACUGUGUGCACUCAAAGAGGACAUAUCGGGACUCUUUGCAACUCAGCGAUAUAGGAGAUCCUGAUCCACAUGGGAUUAAAAUGAAGAAAAGGAAAGUAAAGCCCUGUUAUGCAGAUCAUUUAAACUCUUCAUACCCAGAUGUACCCCUCCUCGAUUCCUUGAACUGUAAUGAUGGUUACCACACUCUUCCUUUGAUGGACAAUGAUGAAGGUGCAGUUAACUUUCUCAGUGAGGACCCUGCAGAUUUCUUAGGACUCCUGGCACACGAGUCUUACCCCAACAACUUUCUGGAUAUGUAUUCUAAUCCAUUUCUGACAGAGCAGGUGAAUGGACUCACAGCACAUCUUGUGGGUUCCAGCCUUGCAUUAACUGAUGAAGAACAAAAUUUACCAGACUGUGCUUUUAAUGACAGUGAUUGCAGAAGAUAACAGUAACAAGAGAGAUGUCUUGGACUCCAAUAUUUUGAUCUGUUUUUUAGCCCUUGAACUUCAUUUACAGUUUGUAUAUAUAUAUAUAUAUAUAUAUAUAUAUAUACAUAUAUAUAUACAUAUAUAUAUAUUAUUAAGCACAAAGAUCUAGCAUUAAGUCUUAAAAUGUCAUUGCUGAUCACCUAGCAAUAUGAUCAUGCCUGAAGAGGUCCAUGCCUCGUCAAUAUGGAUAUUGUUAGAAACGAGCAGACACUGAAAAACCACUAUAUACUUUUUAAAAACAAUUACCACUUUUAGUAUGAACCUGUAUGCUCAAUAAUGGACCAAAAGAUUCUUCUGGGCUGUAGAGAUUAUUUUAAAGGCUCUUUUCAUAAGGAAGGGCCAUUUAGGAAGCAGAAGCAUUAGCUUGUCAGGCACUAGGAUCACAGCACUGCGAAGCAUACACCAAUAAAGACAGAAGAAAAUGGUUGACUUGGGAUAUAGCAUUAUUGUUUUGUACAUAAAUUACUUUUAUUGUAGUGGCUAUAGAUGGUUGCAUUCAACCUGUCCUUUACAGAAACCUAAAGUUAAAUCAUCCCAAGGCACUAGAUCUGUAUGUACAGAGAUUUAGUAUGCAUAGGUAGACAUGCUGUAGAACAGAAGGAACAUAGUGAUUACACUAGCUUUUGAUGACAGAAUUGAAGAUUCAUUGUUAACAAGAUUACAUAAUAUACAUUGAAACCUUUAUUUUUAACUCAGUAACAUUAUCACUAUUGUUUUAAUUAAGAAGGUAGCUAACGGCAAGCACCUUCUAUCCCUAUUCUCUUAGAGUAAGUGGAAUAGUUACAUUGAUGCCUGUUGUCAGUACCUAAUAGCACUGAGCAAUGAGCAGCACAAAGGGUUCUCUUUUUAGUGUAGAGAAUCAUAUCAAGGUAAGGGGUUUGUUGGCACAAUAACCUUUUCUUCCAGCACCUGAGAAUCGCAGCAGAGGUGUUGGGUGCAGGAGGGACCACAAGCUAAAUUGCAAUGGCCAGGUGCCCCAAACUCAGGUUGAACUGUAACCAGGCUUAGUCCAUGGCGCUUAAAGAGUAUUUGGGCCUGUUCCAGGAAGACUUGGUAUGCUUCUGGCCCUGAGCAAUGAAUGUGUAGUGAGGCAACACCAUGCCCUGGGGCUAGGGCCCAAACAUGAAGAUCAUGGUGACCUUCAGGCCCGCAAAGUAUCUCUAGGUCUUUCUUGAGUCCACAUAGAUCAGAGCAAGAUGGCACAGCCUGAAGUAAAAUGCACAUGUUCUCAUACAUGCUGGAGUAUACUGAAGUAACGAGGAUAGCAAUAGAGACCAAGCAAAGAGCAGGGUCUAUAUAGUGCAGAACAGGACUGUCUGUGUCUGUGAGGUGGAGAGUGAGGCUGCUUGCUAGCAGGAGACAUGAAGGUGUCAAGAAAGCCAGAAGGCGUAAGAUCAACAGCCAUCUUCUUUUUGUCUCUCCAGUUAGGUUUAAACAAGUCUCUGUGUAAGAGAGUAGAGCAGUAUGUACAGUAUUUGUACUGGUUAAUGACAAGUCAAUAUUUACAUGCAUAUACACAGUGACCAUGUGAAUUCUUCCAUUUUUCACAAUGGUCUUCAUUGAUGAGCCUACAACAAGCCUUGUAUUGUCUUAAAUAACCAUGUCAAGCUAUGGAACACAUUAAGCCCCUUUUUUAUAGGUUCACUAUGAACUGUGACAAUGGCUAGUAAUGAUUAUAGGUUUGUGUGUGUUUAUUUGCAUAAGAACUGCAUUCACCAUUGGUAUGUACAUAUAUGUAUAUAAACAGAUGGAAUGGUGCAAUUAUCUUCCCUUAACCAAAUGUUAGUUGGAGACUCUUGGGUUUGUAGUCAGUUUUAUGGAUUAAAUGGUAUAGCAAAACUGGGCUGUAAACAACUGAAAUUGUAUAAAGGUGCUUGGUAUGGUAUCAGUCCUAUGUACUAUCAUACAGGUAGGUCAUUUAUAAUGGCAGUAGGCAGAUUGUGCACUUUUUCAUGAAGAAUGUUAGUAGUGCUUUGUAGAUCUGGGAUGUUCAACACUUGACCCACCAUCUGCUGUUACAUCUUCCAGCAUCCCAUUCCCCUCUGAAAAGUCACCCUUGAUUUAGAGCAUGCAGUUAAAGGAACACUUCACCAUUUCUCAUUUUUAUGUCCAUGACUCAUGUAAACCAUAAUAAAUCUAAAAAUAAUCAAAA
Messenger RNA from Xenopus tropicalis (tropical clawed frog), 3981 nucleotides. RefSeq names its product v-rel avian reticuloendotheliosis viral oncogene homolog B (gene relb). Gene Ontology annotation, molecular function: DNA-binding transcription factor activity; RNA polymerase II cis-regulatory region sequence-specific DNA binding; DNA binding. Gene Ontology annotation, cellular component: nucleus; cytoplasm; cytosol. Gene Ontology annotation, biological process: lymphocyte differentiation; regulation of DNA-templated transcription. The record is from RefSeq and is a predicted model, not a curated record. The transcript is spliced from 11 exons. NCBI's taxonomy places the organism in Eukaryota, Metazoa, Chordata, Amphibia, Anura, Pipidae. Bases 282 to 1787 code for a protein of 501 amino acids.